This is a messenger RNA of Brassica rapa (field mustard), 529 nucleotides long. RefSeq lists its product as uncharacterized. Lineage: Eukaryota; Viridiplantae; Streptophyta; Magnoliopsida; Brassicales; Brassicaceae. The record is from RefSeq and is a predicted model, not a curated record.
CUGCUUCCUCCAUCCUCCUUUUAUAUCUUUGUUGUUUCACCUUAAUGCAUCAAGAAUAAUGGAACAAGAUUGUGGUGCUGUUGCAGCAGACUGUGUUGUCCUUUGUUGCUGCUGUGAAUGCUUUAUGCUACAGUUCUUUCUCUUCGUCUUUUUCAAGAUCCCUCAAAAACUUGCUCACAAGAUGAAGAAGUUUGUCAUCAGAAGAAAGAAGAGAAGAGACAUGAAAACCUUUCUACCUACAAAGGAGGAAGAGCAUUUGUCUGGCGAUGAGUCGAGAGUUAGUUGCAUGGAAGGUAUUGAGGAGAUGUUGCAGGAACUUUCCAUGGAUGGAGAGUUUGUGUUUGGGAGUUUCUGGCGACAAGGAGACUCUACAAACGAUUUGGAUUCCAGAAACUCACUAAAAACAAUGAUCAUUCCUUGUCAUUGCUCAUCACACAAGAUGACUUAUUGCAUUCAAGAAUCCAAUUAACAAAGCGUUAACAGGACUGAACCAAAGAGGUAUACAUAACUUACCCUAUGCUCUAAGAAU